Molecule: messenger RNA, 465 nt
Organism: Alternaria alternata
Lineage: Eukaryota; Fungi; Ascomycota; Dothideomycetes; Pleosporales; Pleosporaceae
Exons: 2
Coding region: 1-465 (154 amino acids)
Source: RefSeq, a predicted model, not a curated record
AUGUUUGGUCGCAACCUUUUUAUCGCUGCCUCUUUGGCCGCCCUUACACUUGCUGCACCAACGCCGACAUCCGCUGUCGUACAACACGAAGAAGCCAUAGUCGAGCGCCGCGAUGCCUUCUCUUUGACAGGUCUCAUCCGCGAUGUUCUGAAGCGACAUGCUUCGAUCGAAGCAAUCCCAGAUGCCACAUUCGAUAUCGUCGUCGACCGGAGAAGCGAAGAGACCGAGAACGAAGGAGAUGAUGUCGAGAUCGAUACUACGGAGGAGUCCUCUGAAGAUAAAAGAGGGUUGAACCGUCCUGGAGCUGGAGGAAGCAAGAGAGGGUUGAACCGCCCUGGAGCCGGAGGAAGCAAGAGAGGAUUGAACCGUCCUGGAGCCGGAGGAAGCAAGAGAGGACUGAACCGUCCUGGAGCUGGAGGAAGCAAGAGAGGAUUGAACCGUCCCGGAAACGGAGGAAGUAAAUGA